UCCUUCAGAUUUCAGGUUGGAUAUCGGAGUAAGUUGCUGUGUUUUAAGAAUGGCUGAAGUCGCGCCUAUUGUCGCCGCUACUACUGCGCUCCCGGCUGUAAAGGCACCCGCCAAAAAGGCCAAGAAGGCGACGGGCGGUCCGAAGUCCCGCAAGCUCUCAGGCCCCAGCGUCACGGAGCUGCUGACCCAGGCGGUGGCGGCCUCCAAGGAGCGCGGCGGGGUCUCCCUGGCCGCGCUGAAGAAGUCCUUGGCGGCCUCCGGCUACGAUGUGGAGAAGAACAACAGCCGCAUCAAGCUGGGCCUGAAGAGCCUGGUGACCAAAGGGACUCUGCUGCAGACCAAGGGCACCGGUGCCUCGGGCUCCUUCAAGCUCAACAAGAAGCAGGCGGAGAAGGACAAGGCGGCCAAGAAGAAGCAGCCGGCGGCGGCGGCAUCCAAAGCCAAGAAGCCCGCAGGCAAGAAGGCGAAGAAAGCGGGAACCGCCGCGGCCAAGAAAAGCGUUAAGAAAGUAGCCAAGAAGCCCGUAUCGGCGGCCAAGAAGGCGGCCAAGAGUCCUAAAAAGUCUAAAGUCACCAAGCCCAAGAAGACGACCAAGAGUCCCGCCAAACCUUUGAAGCCUAAACCUAAAGCCAAGCCGAAGGCUUCCAAAGCGAAGCUCGCUCCUAAAAAGAAGUGAGACUGUCUUCUGCUGGAGCACCUUUUAACACAACGGCUCUUUUAAGAGCCACCCAAAAGUUCUCUAAAAGGCUGAGCCUGCUGAGCUGCAAUCACAGAAGAGUAAUGACUUGGUUCGGAACACUCUGCACAUGCUUAAACCUGCUGGUUUCUUUAAGACGACAUCCUAUAUUAUCUCCCUCCCCCCUCUUAAAGGUUUCCAAUAUUUUACUGCAGAAGUUUAAGGAACUCAGACUGAUGUUUUGUUCUCUAAAUGAAAACUUCCUUACAGAAGACGUGGGAGGCUUUGCCACUAAUAAUUAGUGGCUUAUUUAAACUCCACGAGGAUCUCUCCUUUUUCUUCUCCUUUUUCCCUCUAAGAAGAGAGGGAGGCAGAUUGUGACCAUCUUUCCCAACACUAAAUUCUGGCCAGUGUUUGUGGCUAGCAUGUAUUUUGAAAAGGCAGUGGAGAUACAGCAAAUGACCCACACCCCCACACAUAAAAUGAGGUUCCACCGAGAUUUGAACUCGGAUUGCUGGAUUCAAAGUCCAGAGUGCUAACCAUUACACCAUGGAACCAAUCAUAUUAAGCGUGUUACCCUGUUCUGUUGUUCUAAUUUAAUUGGAUAACUAGAGAACUAACAAUCAGUCACAAUAUCAUUUCUUCUUGAAUUUACAUUACAAAAACGUAGGGAAAAUAUAGGAGAAAGGGUAUGAUCAGAUACUAUUUGCAUCUUGAAACAUUUUUAUUGACUUUCUUUUUUAAUUACCAGGACCUGUCGCAUUAGGAAAGCACUCCCAUGUCACAGGAAGGGUAAUGCAGUACGGAAACAAGGACUAGUACCAUGGAACAGCAAAAGUAUAUAUUCUGAUCAGUCUCUCACUGGCACCCAUCCCCCAUAUCGCCAUCUGUGAACAUGAUGCUUUUCAAAGAACAGUUUUGUCCCAAGAGGCUCUAAAAAUAGACUUCAGGGGAACAACAGAGUUCAGGGAUGGAAACUGAGGCAGGGUCAAAGAAAGAAUAUGUGAUUACAUAAACUUUGUGGUUUAGCUACAGUAGGAUAUGGGGCUAUGGAGUUGUUGCAAUAUAAUUCACCACAGCACUUUGGAAGUGGCUUAGAGUAAUUAGGAAUUUUGCCAUGUUGAGAUUUGUAACGUGAGAGGUUCCAGUUGGCACAAUUGUGUUGAUUCGAUGUGCUAUUUGACCUUGUUGAUGUUUUGAAAUGAAUCGUCAAUCACGUUGAAAUGUUGUGCUUGUAUUUGCAUAUAUUUACUCUCAUUUUUAUUGUAUAUUUUGUUAUUACAUGAGGCUGAGCUGCUUUGGAAAACAGUCCACUGUGAAAAUCAGUAUGCUAUAUACUUAAGAAAUAUCAACAUUAGGAGAAAAAACUCCAGAGUGGAAGAAAGUUUUCUCCUGCUUUGGCGGACAGUCUUCACCUGCCUGUGCUUGUGUAGACUUCCCCAGCAAGAUCUAUUUUCCUUGCUGGGUCAGACCAAUUAUCCUCCCCCAGUAGUCAAACUAGCCUACUAGCUGCUCCUGGAAAGUUUACAGGUAAAGCAUGGUUAUUAUUUCUGUUUGUGUCAAGCUUAUUCUGCUUAAGAUACACUGCCUCUGCAUAGAGAAGCUCUUUUGGGGGGUCAAUCAUUGAAUAUACUUAUCCACCAUCAAUUUUUGAGUGGGUCAUCCUGUUUUCUUUCUGCCAUGAAAGGUACUUAGAGGAGUCUCUAUCAACAAAAAGGCAACCUAGGACUAGUUUUGUGAAGAAAUGUACUUUUAUCUUGAGGUAAAAGGCCUCCAUGCUGCAAACCAUAACUGAGACUCUCCUUUAAUAUUGAGGGUUAUAGGAGAUAGUAAAAUGAGGUCCCUAAGAAGACUAGCUAGGCCUUUAGUACGGAGGCAACACACACACACACACACACGCACACACAUGCAAGUUGAAUAAUACACCAGCCAUAUUGCAAUAGUAACAUUUUACUGAGGCUUUUCCCCCACAAAAGAGGCCUCUGAUAAAGUAUCCAGCACAUAAGAACAGAGUACUGCCUCCAUGGGAACUGUACAUUGAAUACAGAAGGCGCCAUAUAGCACAAAUCAGAACAAGCACUUCAGAGUAUUAAAGCCUGUUCCAAUCUCGACAAUUCUGUGAGCUGAAAGUAUCAGGUGACCCAAGCCUAUUUCUAUUUUCCCAUUCCGUAGACAAGAACCUCCUUUCCACCUUUCAUAGGGAUCCACACUCAAAGCUAAUGCAACAGGAGGAAGAGCUUUUCUGAGCUAACAUCUCUCUCUCUCUCUCUCUGUGUAAACUCCUUUGCCUCAUCGCCUGUAAGAGGCUGAAACUCAAGUUAAUUAACUUCUCUUCCCCCUUUUUUUUUUAAAAAGACCCCCUUCUGCACAAGAGCUAAGCAGAAACAAGUAGAAGCAGGCAAGAUAUCCUGCUGUGAUCAGCAGAAACCCAAACAAAGGUUUAACGACUAUGCUUAGGUGAGGCUCCCAAGAGGAAGUCUCUCCAAACAAAAGCUAAACAGACUUCAUUGCCAUGGGGACUUGUUUUGCCCCCACCGCACAGAAGCCAGGGGACUGUGACUUGGGGACAGGACUCACAGCAUUCUGCCUGGGCCAAAUGCAAAAAGCACAGCUCCCAGCUGCAGAGGGCAGAGGAGGACUACAAAUAUACCCACAGCUUGGAAUGGGCAUGAUAACAUUGGGAAGGAAAGGAUACCAGCAACUUCCACAGUAAUCUGAAACACUUCAGGUUGGCUUGUUGCUUUUUAAAAAAAGCAAAAUCUACUUAUUUAUUUGUUGCCUGUGUGUGAUUGUGCGAGUGACAUUUGCAAUAGGGAUAGCUGAAAUAAAAAGGAGAAGCUUGAUACAACACAGGUAGCGAGAGAGAGAGAUAUUGGGGGGGGGUCAGAAGCCAAGGGGAAAUAUAAGACAUUUAUGCUUACCAACACAUGUAGCAUGUUUAUAUUGGUGUUUAUAUCUCCAGGAAAAAAGGAUCUACUACCUAGCAUUAAUGCAGCAUUAAAAGAGAGCUACUAAGUCUGCUACCCACACCAUGUUCCAUGACAAUCAAUCAUGUACAUUCCUAACCCCCCGAGUCUUCAUAAAACAGAAAAAGAGUAUAGCCCAUGUCGAAUCCACUGCCCCCCAAACAAGCAUCAGUGCCACGGAAGGGGACAUAUCCCAUUCACUUCAAUAUGGUUUAAGGCAGAUAUUCACACUGGACUGUACCCCAAACCACUACCACGGCCCCCUCCCUCUACCCAAAAGGAGGGUUCAGCUCAGAAACAGCCUUCAAUUUGCUUGUUUGGGUCCUGAUGCAAAUUGUUCCUCUUCCUCCUCUUUUAGAGGAAACAACUGUGAAAGAAGCAAUCCCUUGGAAUAAAAUGUCCCUCUGGGCCAGGGGAUGAAUUCAGAUUUUGCAAAGAACAGCAGCAGCAGCAACACCACCACUUACUAUAAGGGAAGAAACGAACCCUCAUAAUGAUCUCUCGAGCAGUUUUCAAGAUCUCCACAGCCUGCAUUGGGGAAAGAACAACAGAACCACUGAAUAAAGAGCAUCAACUUGGGCUGCAUCAUUUCUUCAAAAUGCAUGUAUACCCUGCAUUUCUUUCACGGAGCAAAAGGAACCACAGACAAGAACUGUCCAGACCCAAACCUGCUUAGCUUCAAGCAAGGCUGUUGUGUCAUGAGCCUUUAGACCAUAUACUGGAACUACUUCAUGCAGGCCUGCCAUUUAUUUUAUUUUUAACAUUUCUGUUAGAUAAGCAAAGCCCCACUCACUUUACUAUGCUCAAUAUCCUGGAAGUCAACAUCAUUAACUGCCAAGACCUGGUCUCCUUCCUGCAAUCCGGCUCGAUGUGCGUCUGAAUCUGGGAUCACCUGGGACAAUAGAGGCAACACCAACACCGGUCAGACUGGGGGUCAGGAACUGCAAAUGCCCGCCUGUCACUGAUUCCCACUGGCAUUUUGGGCAGGCCGGCUGGCCCUGUAUUCAGCCAGUCCCAAAGCUUCAAUCCGAUACGUAGUUACUCGAGACUAAUCCCUGCUCACGGGAGAGGAACUUGCUUACAACAUCAUGGCAAGGACUGAGCGAUUGAUCUCCUUACCUGUGGUAAUGGACUAGCAGAAGGAAAGGAUAUUAUUCACCUAAGUCCUACUCAGAGUAGACCCACUGACACUGAUGGGCCUAAGUUAGUCAUAUCUACUAACAUCAAUGGGUCUACUGUGAGCACUGAUUACCACCCAAAGGGUUUAUGACUAAGGAACAGGAUGCCUUCCAUUUUUUUAUUUGAAAAAUCUACAACUCAUGCUCAUAACAACUAACCUGAAGUAAAUUAUUCUAUUAAUCUUGAGCCCUUGUGAUAAGGCAGGGUAUAUAUUUAAAGCCGCAACUUUAUGCUCAUUUGUUUGGUAGUUAUCAUUACUGAAGCAUGUAGUACUAGCUUCCAAGUAACAUGCACAGGAAUUGAUAGAUGCUUUUCACAGAAGAACUGAAUCUCAUCAAUCAAGCAAUGUGUUUUAUUGGAAUCAACGUUGUGGACAUAUCAACAUAUGCCAAUUUAAUCUAAUAAUUUGUACUGAGGUGUUUUUCUAUAAUUUUUAAAUAACAAAACAUUUUUAUAAGAAAAUAUGCAAAGGACCAAGCUGCCUAUGAAACAUGUAAUAAGAAUUGGUGGCUGAGUUUUAUGUUUUCCUUUCCCCUCCUCAACUCUUUUUCCUUUGGUGUUAGGUCUUUUAGUCCCUGCCUAUGGGCUCACAACCUAUUUUGUAUGCAAGCUGCUCUGGAAGCCUAUUCAAAUGCUUUAAAUCUUUAAAUUACUAAAUGACCACAAUUAAUUUGCUUGUCAAGGAGGUAAUGGAACUAGCCAUCCAUAAGGUCAGGGCAAAGGUUCAACACACCUUAGAGAUGAAGAUCCCCAGCUGGGAUGCUUUUCCUCCUCGGAUAUUAAAGCCCAGCUAGGAAGAAAAAAAGAGCAGAUGGAUUUCAACAUAUAAUUUGUUUUUGAAUACUGUCUUCUUCUGGACUUCAUUAAUUCUGCUACAGACGUCUGGGGGACAGAUUUCCACCUCAUCACUCUGUCUUUACUGCAACCCAUGAUGAGUCCAUAAAACAGAGGCCAACAACAUCUGGAGGGCCACAGGUUUUCCAUUCCUGGUGUGGAGGGCCUCAGUUGACAAAGCUGUGAUCCCAGAAGCCUUUUAAAAAAACACCCAAUCCUAUAAUUCCCCAUUUUCCACUGGUCCCUCAAGUGUGGGUCUAGUCUCACCUGAGCCCCCGGAGGCUUUUUCAACACAAUGGUCCGAGGCAGGAACUGAGUCAGCUCGUUGUUAUAAUCGGAAUGAUAAAUUCUCUAGGAAAAAGCAAGACACACAAAAAAUGGCAUCGUAAAAUUCCCUUAUGGAAAUCUUAAAGCUUUUUUGUGGCUCAUCAUCCUAUACAGCCUGGUUCUCAUCGAAGAGGAAUGUGAGGAGAACAUGAGGAAUUGCUGAAGGAUUGUAUUUUAAGCAACUUGGACCCUUUUUAAAACUUUACCACCAAAUGUCAGCACCCUAUAACAGGGAUAGCCAACAUGGUGCCCUCCAGAUGCUGUUGGGACUGCACGGCUAACGGCAAGGGAUGCUGAGAGUCAUAGUCUACGAUAUCUGCACUCCUGUUGGCUACCCCCUGCUAUAUAGGUAUUUUGGCCUUAUAUUCUUAAGCAGUUGGGACCCCCACACUAGUCACUGAAGCCCAAGGGAGUUCAGUAGCUACAAACCUCAUGAGGAGGAAUCCAGGCAGGGGGGCUUUCAUAGGGAGGCAGGAACACCACGGGAUAGUCAUCAUACGAAAUCCGGCCACAGCCUCCUCCUCCAAUAUCCAUUUUGGAUUCAGUGCAGAGCUGGGGAAGCACAACUGAUCCUUCCUAAGAUGGGAUGCCAAGUCUGGGUAGAGAAAGUGGCACACCUGAUUUGUCCCCUUUCCUUGAAAAGCCAAAUAUGCUUCAAGGCACAGAAAAAUGAAUGAAAAAAUACCCGCCCGCCCCUCAAAAAAAAAAGCAAACCUAGCAAUUUGAGGGCAUGGAAGAUUUGACUACAUUAGUUUUUGUAUAAAUAUGAGUGUCUUUUCUAUCUGUAUGUUUGUUUUAAAGUUGCCACCUCUUCCUCCUCCUCACAGAAACUCUUGUGCUUUAAACAUUUGCAUGACUGCUUAAAAACAAAAACAAAAUACAGCUUUCCCUCAACUCAAGAAAUGUGGCAAUGGAAAAGCUUCUUUUAAAUUACAAAUUCAGCUUUCUCCCAGCUCAAAGAUGUGCAAUGGGAAAAGCUAUACUUCUUGAAUCUACGCCUGCCACACAGCUAUUAAAAGCAAAUCUCUUUGAAACAAGCUUUGAAGUCAUAUGUUUAGAACAACCUUGGAGUUAAAAUUGUGAUGCCAGUUAAUCGGGGCCAUUUGUCCAGGGCUGCUUUUAGUCAGUUUCUACUGUUUAAAUGCAAUGUGCUUUUCCUGUUUUAUUGAUGGAUUAAUUGUUUUGAUGUAUUUUUACUUACUGAUUGCACACCAUUCUGAGACAAUUGUCCAAAACAGCAGAAUGCAAUUCUCAUUUAAGUAACAAUAAUAAUUACAAUCAUAGAAGCACGGCUGUUCUACGGAAGCCAUGGCAACUCAAUGCAUGGCAACUCAAUACAGAAUCACAGGAAGGUGCCUUGCACUCAGUUGGUCCACCUAGCUCCGUGUUGCAUAGACCAGGAGUUCCCACCUUCGUUCAGGUGGUCCAUAGCACGUCCGCAUCAAAUAUCCAUAUUGAUUUUUAAUAGCACCUUUCUUGCUUCUUAUUUGUUACAUUGUAUUUUAUUAUAUUACCUUUUGAAUUCUAUAAAAUUUAUUUCUAUACAGGAAACAAAAGAAGCCAUAAAGACGCAAUUAAAAAGCAUAUUGCUUCUAGUACAGUGCAGUACAAUUGCCACUACAGGAGAAAAAUCACUAAGAGGUCUGCCACGGCCCUCAGUAAUUCUCAAGUGGUCCACGUGGGAAAAAAAGUUGGGGGACCACCGGGGUAGACUCUACAAUGACUGCCAGACACGUCCCAGGAUUCAGACAGGGGCCUCUCCUGGCCCAAGGUCGAGAUGCCAUUUGAGGCCUUCUGCAUGCAAAUAAAUGCUCUGUCAUUGAGCUACAGUAGGGCCCCGCUCAGACGGCAGGUUCUGUUCUGGACCGCCGCCAUAAAGCGAAAUCCGCCGUAAAGCAGAACGCAUUGACUAACAUUGUCUAAAAUGGCACCCGACGCCUGAAAAACGCCGUAAAAGUAGAACAAGCGCCAUAGGAGCAGGGCCUUUCUGCAAUUGACAACUGCUGUAUCAGUGGAACGCUGCAAAGUGGAGCGCUGCAAAGCGGGGCCCUACUGUACAGCUCUUGCCCCUUUAACCAAGUUUGGGUUAAAAUAAAACCAGAUUAUCUAUUCACCCAGGCCUUUUAAACAACUUGCGUUUUAAAAAAAUCUGGACUCUUAAAGAUUGAGUUAUUUUCCAUUUCGUAUUCUGCUAAACUUUUGGCUUUACUCUCCUCUGCUAGAAGGAAAGUUUUUAUCCUGCAUUCUGUUACUGCUGCUAUCACAUUUUAAAGGAUUGUAUUUUUAAAUAUAUAUUGUAUUUUAUUAUUUGCUUCUCAGAACUGUUCAGACGGCAUAUGCUGAUGGGCAGUCAAAUUCAUUAAUAAAUAAAACAGUAAAAUAAA
Messenger RNA from Rhineura floridana, 8366 nucleotides. RefSeq names its product histone H1-like. The record is from RefSeq and is a predicted model, not a curated record. NCBI's taxonomy places the organism in Eukaryota, Metazoa, Chordata, Lepidosauria, Squamata, Rhineuridae. Gene Ontology annotation, biological process: nucleosome assembly. The transcript has 3 exons. Gene Ontology annotation, molecular function: structural constituent of chromatin; DNA binding. Gene Ontology annotation, cellular component: nucleosome. Bases 50 to 676 code for a protein of 208 amino acids.